Messenger RNA from Clupea harengus (Atlantic herring), 6141 nucleotides. RefSeq names its product ubiquitin specific peptidase 47 (gene usp47). Gene Ontology annotation, molecular function: protein binding; cysteine-type deubiquitinase activity. Lineage: Eukaryota; Metazoa; Chordata; Actinopteri; Clupeiformes; Clupeidae. Gene Ontology annotation, biological process: protein deubiquitination. Gene Ontology annotation, cellular component: nucleus; cytosol. The record is from RefSeq and is a predicted model, not a curated record.
UUUGUGCAUAGGUGGUGUAACUGAAAAGAAAGUAUCUGCGAUUAGUUUGAUUGCAAGUUUUUAUCUGUUCAGUUUGACUUUGAUAUCCAACUGGAUUGAACCAAACAGAAAUUAUGUUUGUGUACAACGUUACUGCUCUUCACAUUUCCUGUUGACAUCCGAUUUGGGGUAGAUGUCCGUAUAAACUGUCGCCCAAAUGGAAAUGGUGCCCAGCGAAGAAAACCAGCUCGUACCCAAAGAGGGGCUGUUUUGGAGAUGCAGACAAAGCAUUUUUGAGGAAAUGAAGCAGAGGUAUUCUCAGCAGAUAGAAAGUGCAGCUGAGGAGCCUCGUGUGCUGUGCAUCGUCCAGGAUACCACCAAUGCCAAGACUGUUAACGCGCGGCUGACCCUUAACCUGCCGGCUUCCACGCCCCUCUCCAAACUCUGCGAGGAUGUGGCCCACAAGGCUGGCUAUGUGAACGGCACCUUUGAUCUGGCAUGGGGCAGCACGGAGGCCAUGGCACCUCUUGACCAGAGCAGUGAGAUGACUUUGGUGGACUCAGGGUUCGCGGCAGGCAAGAAGAACUUUCUCCAUCUAAUCGAUAAGGAUGGGGAGCAGCCGCAGAUCGCCUCUGACGAGUCCGGGACGGCGGACAGCAGCGGUUUGGACGACAGCUCGCAGGACCGCUUCAUCGGCCCGCUGCCCAGAGACGGGACGGUGGGCUGCAGCAGCGACUACAGCAGCCCCAGCUACUCCUACUCCUCCAUACUCAACAAGUCAGAGACCGGGUAUGUGGGUCUGGUCAAUCAGGCCAUGACUUGUUACCUGAACAGCCUUCUGCAGACACUUUUCAUGACUCCAGAGUUCCGAAAUGCACUGUACAAUUGGGAGUUUGAGUCAGAGUCAGAAGAGGACCCGGUCACCAGUAUCCCCUACCAGCUGCAGAGGCUCUUUGUGCUGCUGCAGACCAGCAAGAAGCGUGCCAUCGAGACCACGGACGUGACGCGGAGCUUCGGCUGGGACAGCAGCGAGGCCUGGCAGCAGCAUGACGUACAAGAGCUGUGCCGGGUCAUGUUCGACGCCCUGGAGCAAAAGUGGAAGCAGACUGAGCAGUUGUGUAUCCAGGCUGAUCUGAUCAACCAGCUGUAUCAGGGCAAGCUGAAGGACUAUGUGCGCUGUCUGGAGUGCGGCUAUGAGAGCUGGAGGGUCGACACAUACCUGGACAUCCCUCUCGUCAUCAGGCCGUUUGGGUCCAGCCAGGCCUUUGGCAGUGUGGAGGAGGCUUUGCAGGCCUUCGUCCAGCCUGAGACUCUGGAUGGACCCAACCAGUACUUCUGCGAGCGCUGCAAGAAGAAAUGUGACGCCCGCAAGGGCCUGAGGUUUCUGCACCUUCCCUACCUGCUGACUCUGCAGCUGAAGCGCUUCGACUUUGACUACACCACUAUGCAUCGCAUCAAGCUCAAUGACCGCAUGACCUUCCCCGAAGAGCUCGACAUGAGUUCCUUCAUCGAUGUGGAGGAUGAGAAGUCUCCCCAGACAGAAAGCUGCACCGACAGUGGGGCAGAGAAUGAGGGCAGUUGCCACAGCGACCAGAUGAGCAAUGACUUCUCCACGGACGACGCCGUGGACGAGGGCAUCUGUCUGGACAGCGCCGCCAGCACAGAGAGGGUACUCAAGCCAAAGAGCUCGCUGACCUUUGAGCUGUUCUCAGUCAUGGUGCACUCUGGGAGUGCAGCAGGGGGACACUAUUAUGCCUGCAUCAAGUCCUUCAGCGACGGCCAGUGGUACAGCUUCAAUGACCAGCACGUCAGCAAGAUCACACAUGACGACAUCAGGAAAACAUAUGGGGGGUCCUCAGGGAGCAGAGGCUAUUAUUCCAGUGCCUUUGCCAGUUCUACAAAUGCAUACAUGCUUAUAUACAGGUUGAAAGAUCCCACACGGAAUGCAAAGUACUUGGAUGCGGAAGAGUUCCCAGAGCACAUAAAGCGUCUCGUCCAGAGGGAGAAAGAGUCCGAGGAGCAAGAGAAGAGGCAGAGAGAGAUUGAGCGCAACACGUGCAAGAUCAAGCUGUUCUGCAUGCAUCCAGUGAAGAACAUGAUGAUGAUGGAGAACAAGCUCGAAGUACACAAAGACAAAACGCUCAGAGAGGCCACAGAAACUGCGUAUAAGCUCAUGGACCUGGAGGGUGUGGCGCCGUUGGACUGCUGUCGACUGGUGAAGUACGACGAGUUCCACGAGUACCUGGAGCGUUCGUACGAGGGAGAGGAGGACAUGCCCAUGGGUCUGCUCCUCGGCGGGGUCAAGUCCUCGUACAUGUUUGACCUGCUGCUGGAGACGCGUCUGCCAGACCAGGUCUUUCAGCCCUACAAACCUGGAGAGGUCAUGGUGAAAGUUCACGUGGUGGAUUUAAAGUGCGAGACCAUCGCCCCUCCAGUGAGCGUCAGGGCUUACCUGAACCAGACGGUCACCGAGUUUAAGCAACUCAUUGCACAGGCCACGGGGCUUUCUGCAGAAUCCAUGCGUGUCGUCCUGGAGCGCUGCUAUAAUGACCUUCGCCUCCUCUACGUGCCCAACAAGACACUGAAAGCAGAAGGUUUCUUCAGGAGCAACAAGGUGUUUGUGGAAAGCUCUGAUUCUGUCGAUCACCAGGUCACUUUCACUGACUCCCUUUUGUGGAAACUGCUGGACCGCCACGGGAACACAAUCAGACUGUUUGUCACCCUGCCCGAGCAGUCGCCAGGCUCCCUGGCCAAUAGAACUAGUUGCCCCAAGGCAGGUGCCACCGGUGGCGGUGGUGUGGACUCUGAGGACUCUCUGGAGGGGGGAGCCAAGGGCAGCAGAAAGUCGGUGGAGGCAAUCCUGGAGGAGAGCACGGAGAAGCUCAAGAACCUUUCCUUACAACAACAGCAGCAGCAGCAGCAGCAGCAGCAGCAGCAGGGCCUGGUCACCAGCACCAGUGGCAGCCAGAAGAGCUCCGACCACAGUGACUUUGAGCACAUCGACUCCCCAUCCCAGGACACUGAGUCGCCGUCCACCUCGCAGCCCGCUGCUCCCUCCCAGACCGCCCAGCAGCAGCCCCUGCAGCCGCAGCAGGAGAGCCGAGGGCGUGUCGGGCCCAGCGGGGGUGCCGGCGGUUCCUGUGCCGGUGCCGCCGCUGCCGCCUCCUUCUCCUCCUCAGAUCCAGACAACCAGUUCCCCCUGGAGGAGCGCUCGGACUCGGACAUGAACAACGACCGCAGCACCAGCUCAGUGGACAGCGACAUCCUGAGCUCCAGCCACAGCAGCGACACGCUGUGCAACGCCGACAGCAGCGGGCCUCUGCCGCUGGCCAACGGCCUGGACUCGCACAGCAUCACCAGCAGCCGCCGCUCCAAGGCCCACGAGGGCAAGAAGGAGACGUGGGACACUGCAGAGGAGGACUCGGGCACCGACAGCGAGUACGACGAGAAUGGCAAGAGCAAGGCUGAGGCGCCUUACCUGUACUUCAGGGCAGAACCCUACACGCAGGACGAGGGAGCAGGAGACGCACAGAAAUGUCUACUGGUCCACGUGGACAAGAGAAUCACACUGGCAGCGUUUAAGCAGAACCUGGAACCCUUCGUGGGCAUCACGGCCACGCAGUUCAAAGUGUUCCGCGUCUACGCCAACAACCAGGAGUUCGAGAGCGUACGGCUAAACGAGACACUCUCCUCUUUCUCAGACGACAACAAGAUAACCAUUCGGUUAGGACGAGCCCUGAAGAAAGGAGAGUACCGAGUGAAGGUUUAUCAACUGCUCAUCAACGAUGCAGAGCCUUGUAAGUUCCUGGUGGACACGGUGUUUGCCAAGGGCAUGACCGUGAGACAGUCCAAAGAGGAGCUUCAGCCUCUGCUGAAGGACCAGUGCAAGCUGGACCUGAGCAUUGACAGAUUUCGCCUCAGGAAGAAGACCUGGAAAAACCCCGGGACAGUGUUUCUUGACUACCACGUCUACGAAGAAGACAUCAAUAUUUCCAGCAACUGGGAAGUUUUCCUGGAGGUCCUUGAGGAACCAGAGCGGAUGAAGUCCAUGUCCCAGCUGGCAGUCUUGACCCGGCGAUGGAGGCCGUCCCAGAUGAAGCUGGAGCCCUUCCAUGAGGUGGUGCUGGAGAGCAGCAGUGUGGAGGAACUCAAAGAAAAGCUCAAUGAAUUGAGUGGUAUUCCCCUUGAAAACCUGGAGUUUUCCAAGGGUCGAGGGACGUUUCCUUGUGAUAUCUCGGUGUUGGAGAUUCAUCAGGAUUUAGAUUGGAACCCCAAAGUGUCCACCCUCAACGUCUGGCCUCUCUACAUCUGUGAUGAUGGAGCUGUGGUCUUCUACAGGGACAGCACGGAGGAGCUGAUGGAGAUGUCGGAGGAGGAGCGCAGCGAGCUGAUGAAGAAGGAGAGCAGCCGGCUGCUGAAGACGGGCCACCGGGUCAGCUACUCGCCCCGCAAGGAGAAGGCCCUCAAGAUCUACCUGGACGGCGGGCCUGCCAAAGACUCGAGCCAGGACUGAAGCUGAAGCAGAGGUGGAGCCGGGCCUUCCUCCUCAAAUAAUCGUCUCUCUCUCUCUUUUUCUCUCUCUCUCUCUUUCUCUCUCCCUCUCUCUCUCACUCUCUCUUUUUUUUAAGUAAAAGAAGAAAAACUUUUAUUGUUUUCCCCGCUGGCCUGCCUGCCGCCGUGUAGCGCGUCACCCAGCCCGCGCCCCGCGUGGGACCCACGUUGAAUCAACGUAACUAGUGCUGUUGGGCUGACGACCCUGCACCCUGAACUGCAACGGGGGACGGGGUAUAGCGUGGCUCUGAUGACUGUUGUGCACUAUAGUUUAUUGUACUGUAAAGUUUAAAGGGAUGUGCAAAAGCUAUUCAUUUGUGAAUCGAAAAGAAAAGAAAAGAAAAACAAACAAACAAACAAAAAAAAAAAUCCAAUACCAUUCUGAAAAAUCAGAUGCAUCAGAUCCAGAGAGGUGCACGGCUGGAGUAGAGGCCCAUACUAAGAUGGCCUCUUUCCCUCUCCCCACCCCCCCCCAGUCUCUCGAUCUGAUUCUCCUUUUGCUCUCUUUUUAUUCUCAUCAAUGCUUUUGUCUUCAAUUACUUUCACCCCCCCCCCUCAUGCCUUUUUGUCUCCCCAAGAAUUUGCUCUCUUUCAUGGGAAGCUUUAUGAUGGAAGCCCUCCCUGUUCAUAUGUGCACUUUUUACUCGAAAGUGACCAUUGGAAGUCGUUGUCCACCUAUGCCCCAUGAAGCCACAGUCUAGACAUCUUCCAUCUCUUCAACGUCUUCUGCAGACUCCAAUCAUAGUUUAAUGCUCACGUGUAAAAUUGUUGAUUGAAUGAAAUUGUUUUCCUUUUUGUCGUUUAUCACUCAACUAUAAAAGCGAUAGUAAGUGAACUGCUUUCCUUCACCCAACCCUUUAUGGCUGUUGAGGUUUGCCGUUUCUCUGUACAUUUGAUUGUCUAUCCCCCCCCCUUUCCCUGCAUCUCCUCUCGCUGCGUGUGUGGGAUGUGACCCGUCCCUCCAACACCCUGUGUGACCUUCUCAGGCUUGUUGCGCAGACGGAGUGCUUCUCUCUCUCUCACGGCAUGUCCUCCUUGAGGGGGCUCCUCAAUACUGGUACAUAUUAGUCUGCCUAGCCUCCAGCGAUAGACACGCAAACCAAGUAGACAGCACCAUUUUUGUUUUGUCUUGGUUUUUUUUUUAUUAUUUUUUUUUUUAUGUAAAUUAUUCUCACCCCAGACUUAAUGAUGAUGUUAGGUCUUGAGAGUGACCUCUGGCACACGUUUUAAUUUUCUUUUCUUUUUUUCGUAUUUAACCUUUUGUCCGUUUAGAAGAUGUCAUCUGUUUUUUUUUUUUUUCUUGUUUUUAUUUGUGCACAAUGUGAACGGAGCCUGGGUUGGGGUUUAAGUGGGUUUUGGGGCGGGGUGGGGUGGGGGGGUUGUAUAGGUUGUGCAGGUAACCAGAGCUGAGGCAUGUAACUAGGCUGACUGCUGCUGCUGCUUCAUGUAGACUGAAAAGCAGACGGAGUGGGACGCACACAAACACACACACACACACACACACACACACACACACACACACACACACAAAAAUACACCUGGCUCCUUGUGCCGCCACAAGCUGUUCACAGUAGACAUGCCAAUACAGAAAUAAAGAGACAAUAAAUUUCC